Molecule: messenger RNA, 1428 nt
Organism: Tricharina praecox
Lineage: Eukaryota; Fungi; Ascomycota; Pezizomycetes; Pezizales; Pyronemataceae
Exons: 4
Coding region: 105-1289 (394 amino acids)
Cellular component (GO): cytoplasm
Molecular function (GO): 2-oxoglutarate-dependent dioxygenase activity
Source: RefSeq, a predicted model, not a curated record
CCCGGUACCCGGAUAGAUAGUUCAUAUCCUCCGCACCCCCCCCCCCCGCAGCUCUGCUAUCAUCAAUCACACCUUGUGGAGAAGAGACCGCACCAUAGUCCAUCAUGGCCCCGUCAAUCACCCUCGAGAAUUCGCCGCCACAGCCGACCGAAUCCACAAAGAAUACGGUGCCCUCCAGUGCAAAGCCUCGCUUUACACCGGGUUACACUACCCCCGAGCCGGUUCCAGAGAACUACGAGUUUGAGCACCUCACUCCCAGCUUUCCGGAUGUCUCGUGGCCUGCGUUGGAAGAGCUCCCUUACACCGACAAAGGUCUCCUCGGUGAUCCCGAAUACAAGGACCUCCUCGCGGACGCAGCCGACUGCUUCGACUACAACCACAACAUCGGCACAGAAAUCCACGGCGUCAGUCUCAAGACGUUGACGGAUGCGCAGAAGAACGAUCUUGCGCGGCUGAUCGCGUUCCGGGGGAUCGUGGUGUUCCGCGAUCAGUUCGACUUCAAUGAACACGACCAGCUGGAACUCGGGCGGUACUGGGGCACGCUGCAUAAACAUCCUACGACUGCGAUUCCAAAGUCUGGCCUGGAGGAGGUGCAUGUUGUCUAUGCGGAUGAGAAAAGUACCGAUCAACGGGCGCUGUAUACGCCCGCCCAUCUUUGGCACUCGGAUGUAACCUACGAGAUCCAGCCACCCAGCUACACCUCUCUCAAGCUCUUGACCGGCCCGCCUCGCGGCGGAGGCGGCGACACUCUCUGGUCAAGCCAAUACGGCACCUACGACCUCCUCUCGACCGGAAUGCAGACAUACCUCAAAGGUCUGACAGCACUGCACACCUCCACCGAGCAGGUCAGAGACUCAAAAGCGUUUGGCCGGGCGUGUAGGAGGGAAGCCAUCACCACCGAACAUCCGCUCGUCCGGACGCAUCCAGUCACGGGAUAUAACUCGUUAUUUUACUGUCCGGCAUUCAUCACGGGUAUCAAGGGAAUCCCGAAAAUAGAGAGUGACGCCAUCCUGAGGCAUCUCGAUAACGUCAUCGUGUCCAACGUCGACAUCCAAGCGCGCGUCCAGUGGCAGAAGGGAACGGUCGUGUUCUGGGACAAUCGCAGCAUGAACCACACGGCAACAUAUGGCUUCGCCCCGCAUCGUCGACAUGCGAUCAGAGUAACUCCUCAUGGUGAGCGCCCAACUCUGGAUCCGAAUGGAAAGUCGAGACAGGAGGAGAUUAAUAAGGCGCUUGGGAGAGCGCCAAUCAAUAAGGAUGGAACCGGGCAGUCGAACUUUAACGAUUGAGAUGGACAAAAACGGGGAAGGUACUUAUGUAGGAACUUACCAUCCGUACUUUGGAAAUGCGCUCGUUUUAGGUCAUAUGGAGCUGCACACGUGCUUUGUUGAGUUUAAACUGUACAACCAAGCAAUCGAGGAAUGAAGC